This is a messenger RNA of Lactuca sativa (garden lettuce), 2549 nucleotides long. RefSeq names its product aldehyde oxidase GLOX. Lineage: Eukaryota; Viridiplantae; Streptophyta; Magnoliopsida; Asterales; Asteraceae. The record is from RefSeq and is a predicted model, not a curated record.
UUCAAAAUGCACGUGUUUUCAGAAACUUGAUAAGCUGAAAUAAUAAUAUAACUUUCUAUUACCAAUAAAAAGGUAUGUAGUUUAUAAUAACUCUUUUGAACAUUUCAAUAUAUGUUAUAUAAUGAUAUAAUUUUCAAUAAUAAUAUAACUUUCAAUAUAUGUUGUAUAACUAUGAUACAAAGAAUUACGUUAAACCGCCCGGCGUUUCGGCUGCCGGCUGGAGGUAUGACAUGUUUUAGAUUGAUUAUUCCGGUUUUAGUCCCGCACCAUUAGCACCAAAAACAAUUAGUUGUAAUCGUUCCGAACCAGUUACAUCCCUAGCACAAGCCCAUCCUAUUUUCUUACAAUGAAACCAAAAAGUCCACAAUUCUUCAAUAUUCUCUUAAAUUAUCCUAUUUCUAUAGGAAACUCGAUCUUGUAAUAUCUAAAAGAACAUGAAGUGAAAGCAUGCUGGAGGAUUGUUGUAAUCUGAAAAUAAAAUAGAAACUAAAAUUUAGAUAAUAAAAAAAACAAAAUGUUAAUCGGGAAUUAGACAAGAUCAGAGAAUGAAUCCACCUUUUGACCUUAUAAAAUUGAGAAAGGGUAUUUAAUUUAAUUAUGAAUGAUUGAAUGGAAUUCGUUUAUUAUUAUAGUUGACUAAUGGGUUACUAAAUUCACCACGCAGUUCAUGUAUCAUACCCGAGUGAAAAAUGAUCAUAGAAAGAAUCUUUUUAUCGCCUCAAAUUGUAUUUAAAGCCACCAUCAACACCUCCAGAGACACACAAAAACCAAACCCCAAAGAAGAGCAAACAAAUACAAACUGAUGGCUCCUUCGACUUCCCAACUAUAUCAUCACCUCCUCUUAUUCUUUCUGGUGUUCCUCUUCCAUGCCCAGCAAUGUCCGGCGGCAGGUGGAUCGUGGUCUGUCCUCCUCCCAAGCAUUGGAAUUUCGGCCAUGCACGCACAGUUACUUCCCAAUGAUCGUGUUGUCAUGUAUGACCGCACCGAUUUUGGAGUCUCCAAUAUCUCACUUCCAAACGGGGCAUGUCGUCCUAACACAACAGAUUGUUCUGCCCAUUCAGUCGAGUAUGAUGUUGCAUCAAACACCGUUCGUCCACUUAUGGUGCUCAGCAAUGUCUGGUGUUCGUCUGGAACAUUAAUGCCCGAUGGAAGAUUGGUCCAAACUGGUGGCUUUGAUGAUGGUUAUCGUGUUGUCAGAAUUUAUAAAUCGUGUGAUUCAUGCGACUGGCAAGAGAUACGUAAUGGCCUGAAUCAACAGAGAUGGUAUGCGACCAAUCAUAUAUUGCCAGAUGGCAGACAAAUUAUUAUUGGUGGCCGCCGGGCAUUUAGCUAUGAGUUCUACCCCAAGAUGUCGGCCACUGAGAACACUCCUAGUUUACCUUUUUUGGUUCAAACGAACGACCCUAACGUUGAGAAUAAUUUAUACCCAUUUGUAUUUCUCUAUCCUGAUGGGAAUCUUUUCAUUUUUGCCAACAAUCGUGCUAUUUUAUUCGACUAUUCCAACAACCAAGUUAUCAAGACUUACCCUACAAUGCCCGAUGGUCAACCAAGGAGUUAUCCGAGUACCGGAUCUGCUGUACUUCUCCCUCUGCGCAUAACAAAGGGAACAGUAAAUGCGGUUGAAGUAUUGGUUUGUGGGGGUGCACCAAAAGGAGCAUUUGUUAAUGCAAAUAAAGGGAUAUUUGAUGGAGCUUUGGAUACAUGCGGAAGGAUCAAAAUAUCUGACCCUAACCCUCAAUGGGUCAUGGAGACCAUGCCUUUGGCUCGAGUCAUGGGUGACAUGUUGUUGCUUCCCAAUGCUCAUGUUUUAAUCAUCAAUGGUGUAUCUGCUGGAGUUGCAGGUUGGGAACUUGGGAGGAACCCUGUUCUUAGCCCAGUGGUUUACCAACCUGAUAAACAGGUCGGGUCUCGAUUUGAAGUGCAGAAUCCAAGCACCAUUCCAAGAGUUUACCAUUCCACAGCUGUUUUACUAAGAGAUGGACGAGUUCUUGUUGGUGGAAGUAACCCCCACGACAAAUAUGAAUUCGGAAACGUCCUUUAUCCCACUGAGCUGAGUUUGGAGGCGUACUCUCCUUCUUAUUUGGAUUCAAACUCGUCCGAUUUACGCCCCAAAAUAAUAUUGCCUGUAAAAAACACUAAAAUAGGGUACGGAAAGCAAUUAGUUAUUGUGUUUACAGUUUCAGGCAUUGUGGAUCCAAGCUCCGUCUCAGUGACAAUGAUGGCACCUCCGUUCAACACACACUCCUUUUCCAUGAAUCAAAGAUUGCUGGUGCUCGAUGGUGGUGUGGCUGCCAAGAUUUUGGGGAAGUCAAGAUAUCAAGUUGUAGUAACCACACCGCCCUCUGGUAAUGUUGCUCCGGCAGGGAAUUAUCUUUUAUAUGUUGUUCACAAAGAGAUCCCAAGUCCUGGUAUUUGGGUUCAAAUGCAGUGACAAAAUAUAGAAUAAUGGUCAUUAUUUUGUUUUGUUUCGUUUAUCUUUAAUUGUACACUCAUUUGUCAACCGGACCGGUUUUAAUUUAUUCUAUUUACAGAGACCAUGUUAUUUUACU